Candidula unifasciata is the source of this 601-nucleotide messenger RNA. The record is from the annotation of a GenBank genome assembly. NCBI's taxonomy places the organism in Eukaryota, Metazoa, Mollusca, Gastropoda, Stylommatophora, Geomitridae.
AUGAGACACAAACAAACUCAUGUUCCCUGUAGUAAAAUCGAAGGUGACUAUGUUCCCUGUAGUAAAACCGAAGGUGACUAUGUUCCCUGUAGUAAAAUCGAAGGUGACUAUGUUCCCUGUAGUAAAACCGAAGGUGACUAUGUUCCCUGUAGUAAAAUCGAAGGUGACUAUGUGUGUUGUAGUAAAACCGAAGGUGACUAUGUUCCCUGUAGUAAAAUCGAAGGUGACUAUGUUUGUUGUAGUAAAACCGAAGGUGACUAUGUUCCCUGUAGUAAAAUCGAAGGUGACUAUGUUUGUUGUAGUAAAAUUGAAGGUGACUAUGUUCCCUGUAGUAAAACCGAAGGUGACUAUGUUCCCUGUAGUAAAAUGGAAGGUGACUAUGUUUGUUGUAGUAAAACCGAAGGUAACUAUGUUCGCUGUAGUAAAGCCGAAGGUGACUAUGUUCGUUGUAGUAAAACCGAAGGUGACUAUGUUCGUUGUAGUAAAACCGAAGGUGACUAUGUUCGCUGUAGUAAAACCGAAGGUGACCAUGUUCUCUGUAGUAAAACCGAAUGUGACUAUGUUCGCUGUAGUAAAACCGAAGGUGACUAUGCUCGCCGUA